This is a messenger RNA of Caretta caretta (loggerhead turtle), 4062 nucleotides long. It is a transcript of the gene FAM241A, whose product is annotated as family with sequence similarity 241 member A. NCBI's taxonomy places the organism in Eukaryota, Metazoa, Chordata, Testudines, Cheloniidae. The record is from RefSeq and is a predicted model, not a curated record. Gene Ontology annotation, cellular component: intracellular membrane-bounded organelle.
GAGCAGAGGACGCUGGUGUCGGAGGGGAAUGGGCUCCAUGGCGGGGCUGCUGCCGCCCGGAGACUGCGGGUGCGAAGGGGACGCGGAAGCAGCAGGAGCCCGGCACAGACACUGGCAGCCAGAGGAGCGGAUCCAGCAAGAACAAAGAAACCACACUGUAGAGCCUGUUAUAGAUGACUAUAAAAAGAUGGGGACUCUCUUUGGUGAACUAAACAAAAGCCUUAUCAGCAUAGGCUUCACAAGGAUGUAUUUUGGAGAACGGAUUGUGGAACCUGUAAUAGUCAUAUUCUUCUGGGUUAUGCUUUGGUUCCUUGGCUUACAAGCUCUUGGACUAGUUGCUGUUUUGUGCCUUGUCAUUAUAUACGUGCAACAGUAGAGUAUGGUGAAUGGCCUGCUGGAUAACAUAUUACAACCAUGUCACCUUUCAGUGGAUUUAUGUGUUUAAGCAAACAGUGGCAUAUUAAAGGCUGCAAUUUUCCAAAUCAUGCUACACAUUACAUUUGUGAGACUAAAAUUUACAUACUCAUUUUAAAGGAAGUCAUCAGUCCUAGCACAUAUCCAAAGGGAAUGAAAAGGAUAUGCUCUCAAUAAUGGUACUGUCCAAAGUAACUUACUCUUUCGAAGGCCUUGUCUACACAGUACGUUAGUACACAGCAAGCCAGGGUGUGAAUCUACUGUCAAAUACUAACUUGGUGUGGACAAGCCCUGAGUGAGGGUAUGUGAGCCACUGCACUCUUGAGGGCUCAGUCCUAGGUUGUCUUUUUAUUAAAUGUGGUAUAAAAACACCUCCAUCCAAAUGGGGUCAGCCUCUCUUCUAUGGUGUGGCUGAUAUUUUGAAAUGACAGGUUCUUGUGUAAUGGAAAUUCCUCUCUGUUUUGAAGAGUACAAAUAACCAUGAGUUUUAUGUUCUGUUAUUUUUACAUUGUUCUCCUGUAAGCUUUUUGAAAGCUGGACCCUGAAAUCUGUUAACUAAAUAAAAAUGUGUUCUUCCACUGGCUUGCGCGUGUGUGCACACACAUUAGUUACUGUAAUGCCAGGCCUACAUUAGAAAAGGUUUGUCAGUCUAGCUAUACUGACAUAACUAUCCCAGCUUAUACUGGCAAAAAAGCACUGUUGCCAGUAUAACUGUAUCUACCCUAAGGCUUUUGCCAAUAUAUAAUUAUGAGAGAAGAAUCACACCCCUAACGGACUCUGCUGUGCUGGCAAAGUUUCUAGCGUAGACUAGGCCUAGGUCUACUCGUGUGCUUGGCUUUGGCCAUUAAUGCCUUUUUUAAAUAUCAGAACAGUUCUCUUAAAAGAAAUAAUUUGGGGACUUUUUCAAAUUAAUAUAAAUCCCCACCCCUGCAACUACUAUUCCAGCUAAUGUGCUUGAAUACUGACCACAGCCCCUCUACACCUCAUGCACAGGAGGGUUGAAUUACUAGUAUUAAAUGUGAAUCUAUUAACUUUGAUGGUGAUUCUGGUUUACUGCAGUCUAGGCCCAGUCCUAACUUAGAUGCAAGUUUUGCUUGUACAAGCACAGCAGACCCAGGCCCUAAUGUAAGAUAUAAGCAAUUACACAAGUAAGAUAAGUAUAGAUAGAUUUCAGCUGCAGUCUUACUCAGGAAUUUUUGGUGUUUGAUUUGGAAAUAUACCAUCUAGAGAUGCAUGUUGUAAGCUGAAAUAUCAGAGAAUAAGAUAUAAUAUUGUAUAGAGUUUUAAAAUAAAUCUGUAAAAUCCACUUUGGUAAUAUAGGAUCCAAUCCUGAGAAGUGCUGAGCAGAGGAAAGGCCAGAGAAAAUCUUCACUUAAUAGGCUAAAAAUUUAGCACCUCUCAAAACAUUGUAUUUAUUUUAAAUACAGAAUUGACCCUUUCCAUAUGCAUUUUAUCAUUAUUACAUUUGUUUAAAUAAAGCAGUUUACAAUUUAAGAUAUAAGCUUUUGAAAUGCUACUUUACUUUUGUUUUUGCAAAUAUUUUUGGAUUGACGGACCUUAACCAUGUGUAGUUUUAGUUAUUUACAAACUAUGGGCUUCAUUUAAAGACCAUUGAACACAAUGAAAACAAUCUCUAUUGCCCUGAUCCUUUAGUUAAUUGGGUCCUUAGGAAUAUUGGAGUCCAUGGCCUGCACACAUUGAUCCAGUUGCAGGACCUGUGGAGCCAUUCCUUGUAAACUUUUACAACCAUUGAAACCAAUUACUGUUUGUGGUUUUAAGCACUAAGGCCCCAAUCCUGCAACAUUUCAUGUAUAUGUUUACCUCUGUAAGUAGCCCCACUGCAUUAAUGAGACUGUUUGCAUGUGAGAAGUUAAGCUCAGCUGUAAGUGUGUGUUGACUGGGCCCAGGUUAAAGAAUAUAUCAGUCUGUACAUGAGUAAAAUAAGUAUACUGAUGACAUAGGAAUACUGUACAUCAUAAAAUAUUCUCAUAUAUAUUUUACUCAAACAUUGCUGGAAAUCUGGAUUUCCAAAAGCUAAGUAUGAAUACAAUUUGAAUGUAAUGGAAGGAGCUCUGGACCCACAAGUGCCUAAGGAUAAACAUUUAAAAAUCCUUUAAAAAAUAAUAUAUACAUAGUAUGUUUGUGUAUUGUUUAUAUAUAGUUGUGGUUUUGUGUGUGUAUGUAUAUAUGGGCUGUAUUACAAAAUUUGCUUAUUUUUUACAUGUCAUGUCUUUUUCCUCCUAUACAAGUUAUUGUUCAGAGCAUUUCAUCUGAACCCUUUUGCCUUGUAGGGAAAAGGUCAAUGUCUUGUAGGAUAUUCCCUGUUGCUGAGACUGUGUGUGCACAGACUGUGUGUUGUGAUGCAGAAUACACUAAUUUCCUGAAGUGAAAGGAAACCUUCCAUUGUUUUGGAAUUUAAGGAAUAGCUGGCCAAAACUGGGGCUGCUUGAUCACAGACACAGAAAUGAAGUAGGGAAGACAGUAUAGUUAUCUGCAUAUAAUUUGUUGUCUGUGCAUAGUAAUGAUCACAAACAAUAUGCAUAUAAUCAUCCCAGUAGCUCUCCUUCCCACGCGUCAUGUAACACACAUUCAUAAAAAGGUGGUUCUUUCCUUUUGAACUAAAAUCAAGUAUAGUGUCAGCUAUGUCUGUCCUCUUUUGAAGGAUACUAUAUUCUGCCCUACAAGUCUUUCAUAUCUGCAUUUUAUGACCCUUUAAAAAAAAAAAAAAGCUCCCUCUAUUAUUGAAACUUAACGUGGAAUAGAUGGAGAUGGACAAAUCUAUCAUUUGGACGCCUCUCUCCCUCCCUUUUCCUCUUUAAACACCCCCCCCGCUUUCUGUAAUGUCCCCUACUUCAUUACUUAUAGUCUGUAUUGUAUACAGGAUUGUCCGCCUUUAAUAUCUAUAUGUUACAGCAUUUCCCUUCCCUGUUUUUCUUUGUUUUGGUUGGUUCUUUUUUUUUAUUUUUGAGGGUGAACUGGGGAAGACAUUCCAUUAUAUUGAAAAUGGCUUUAAAUGAGCAACGUAACUGAACAAAGAUGUGUAUCAAAAGAAAAUAUGUUGUAAAAUUGUGUCAAAUAUUGUGAGAAAAUGUAUGAGUACCCUUUGUAUUGCUUCUUCCACCCACCCCCAAAGUACAGUUUGAAGUCAUUGGAAGUUUUGGAUAUGCAAAGAGUGCAGAAUAGAGACCCUACUUCAGAAAUAAAGGGAGAAUGUAAAUUUUGUUUGGAUACAAGGGGUAUAGUCUCAUGCUGAAAAUCAUUAAAAUUAAUACAGGCGACUCAGUCUCUCUCUCCAGUUCUAAUUACAUAUCUAUGUAUGUUUGUAUACAGUGAUUGUAUAAAAGAAUUACAUCACCCAAAUUCUUAUUAAAUAAUGAACUGUGUAAUCCUCAUUGGUCUUUGGGGCAGAUAAUAAGAACUGUGUCUCCAAAAGAGUCUUCAGAUGCUUAAAUGUUUGAAUUACUAUGUACAGGGAGGAAACUGCACAUACAGCAAAGCUGAUGGAACCUCAUUUGUACUGAAAAUUGACAUAUUGUAACUGUCCAUAAGGGGGAAAAUGUUGUUUCCUGGAGAUAUUUGUGUGACAUAAGUCUUAUUGAAAGAACUUUGUUACUCUUUCUAAUAAAAUGUAUUCUGUCCUCACAUGAA